Anarrhichthys ocellatus (wolf-eel) is the source of this 5795-nucleotide messenger RNA. Its product is annotated as electrogenic sodium bicarbonate cotransporter 1-like. The transcript is spliced from 27 exons. The coding region runs from base 344 to 3640 and encodes 1098 amino acids. The record is from RefSeq and is a predicted model, not a curated record. Gene Ontology annotation, molecular function: monoatomic anion transmembrane transporter activity; sodium:bicarbonate symporter activity; solute:inorganic anion antiporter activity. NCBI's taxonomy places the organism in Eukaryota, Metazoa, Chordata, Actinopteri, Perciformes, Anarhichadidae. Gene Ontology annotation, biological process: bicarbonate transport; monoatomic anion transport; regulation of intracellular pH. Gene Ontology annotation, cellular component: plasma membrane; basolateral plasma membrane.
UAAAUAUGGAAACAGACACGCUGCGCUCACAGAGUCUCUCCGCACUCUUUCCAGAAGCAGCGAGACAACACGAGCCUCUCGCUCUUUAAGAUGACACCUGGACACGACCUGAACAGGUCCCGCGCGACAUGAGCGUUUGUUACAAGUUUAACUCGGUUUGUAGAGUCGGUGAAAUCAUUCCAGCGAGAUAGCUCCGCGCUCCUCGACUUCUUUCUUACUUUUUUUUUUUUUAUCCACGUGAAAAGCGCGACGUCUAGAGUAGGUGAAGAUUUCCCAACGCUGAUUCCAAGAGCUACUCCAAUAACGCCCGGACUGAUCGGCGUUAAAGGCGAAGUUUGCCACCAUGAGUUCCGAAAAGAAAGUGGAGGACGAGGCCGUCUUGGACAGAGGAGCUUCCUUUGUCAAACAUGUCUGCGAUGAAGGGGAAGUGGAAGGUCACCACACUGUGUACAUUGGCGUGCAUGUCCCCAAGAGCUACCACCGGAGGAGACGCCACAGACGCAAGUCCAGCCACAAGGAGAAGCGGGAACGAGCUGAGGGAUACAAGUCGGACGGCGACUACACAGACGAGUCCACUGCAAACAUCCUCAAACCUCUCAUUUCUCCAGCCGAGAGGAUCAGGUUUAUCCUGGGAGAGGAGGACGACGGUCCCCCGCCGCCUCAGCUCUUCACCGAGCUGGACGAACUACUGGCCGUGGACGGGCAGGAGAUGGAGUGGAAGGAGACGGCCAGAUGGAUCAAGUUUGAGGAGAAGGUGGAGGAGGGCGGAGAGCGCUGGAGUAAGCCCCAUGUGGCCACACUGUCCUUGCACAGCUUGAUGGAGCUCAAAAUGUGCAUCGAGAAGGGCACCAUCAUGCUGGACCUGGAGGCCUCCACGCUGCCGCAGGUUGUCGAGCUGAUCACCGAGGCGGGUCAGUUGAAGGCGGAUCUGAAGGAGAAGGUCACGUACACGCUGCUGCGGAAGCAUCGCCACCAGACCAAGAAGUCCAACCUGCGCUCCCUCGCUGACAUCGGCAAGAGUGUUUCCAGUGCGAGUAGGCUGUUUAACCACCAGGAGAAUGCACGCAACCCCGCUGAGCACCCUGUGUCUCGUUUAAACCCCCAACACCCAGAGGGCCCAUGUGAGGUCACGAGGAGCUCCAGCAUGGGAUACCUCUGUAGCCCCACUACUGCCCACAGAAACCUCACCUCCAACAGCCUGAGUGACUUCUCUGACAAACCAGAGAAGGAUCAGCUGAAGAAUAAGUUCAUGAAAAAACUGCCCCGCGAUGCAGAGGCCUCAAACGUGCUGAUUGGAGAGGUAGACUUCCUGGAAACUCCCUUUGUGGCGUUUGUUCGUCUGCAGCAGGCCGUCAUGCUGGGGUCUCUGACCGAGGUCCCCGUGCCCACAAGAUUUCUCUUUGUCCUGCUGGGCCCCAAAGGUAAAGCCAAGUCCUAUCAUGAAAUUGGAAGAGCCAUUGCCACCCUGAUGUCAGAUGAGGUGUUCCAUGAUAUUGCCUAUAAAGCGAAGGACAGGCAGGACCUGCUGGCUGGUAUCGAGGAGUUCCUGGACGAGGUCAUCGUCCUGCCCCCCGGAGAGUGGGACCCCAACAUCAGGAUAGAGCCACCUAAGUCUCUGCCCUCCUCAGACAAGAGGAAGAACAUGUAUGUCGGAUUGGAGGCGCCUCAUAUGAAUGGCGACACUCCCCAUGAUGAGGGACAUGGAGGGGGAGGAGGAGGACACGAGGUCGGAGAGGAGCUUCAGCGCACUAGAAAGUUUUGUGGAGGUCUUGUCCUGGAUGUCAAGAGGAAGCUGCCAUUUUUUGCCAGCGACUUCAGGGACGCACUACAUAUCCAGUCUCUGUCUACAAUCUUGUUCAUCUAUCUGGGCACAGUCACCAAUGCGAUCACAUUUGGAGGCCUACUAGGUGACGCUACAGAAAACAUGCAGGGAGUGUUGGAAAGUUUCCUGGGGACGGCACUGACAGGAACAGUGUUCUGUCUGCUGGCCGGUCAGCCCCUCACCAUUCUCAGCAGCACAGGCCCGGUGCUCGUGUUUGAAAGACUCCUUUUCACCUUCAGCAAAGACAACGAGCUGGACUACCUUGAGUUCCGGCUGUGGAUCGGCCUGUGGUCGGCUAUAUUCUGUCUGGUGCUGGUCGCCACGGACGCCAGCUUCCUGGUGCAGUAUUUCACGCGAUUCACCGAGGAAGGCUUCUCCGCGCUCAUCAGCUUCAUCUUCAUCUACGACGCGUUCAAGAAGAUGAUAAAGCUGUCCCACCACAACUUGAUUAACUCCGCUUACGAUCCCAACCUCAUCACCCUCUACGACUGCAGCUGCAUGCCUGGCAACUCGUCAGACCUUUCUGAUGUCGCCAUGCUUACAAACCGUACUGAUCUGUCAGUGAAUGCCACCUGGGCGACCCUGACAAAGCAGCAGUGUCUGGAGUUCAAAGGGCAGCUGGUCGGAGAGGCCUGUGGCUAUAUCCCUGACAUCACCCUGAUGUCCCUCAUCUUGUUCUUUGGGACCUACACCUGCUCCAUGGCUCUGAAGAAAUUCAAGACGAGCCGCUUCUUCCCCACCACAGUGAGGAAGCUCAUCAGUGACUUUGCGAUCAUCCUGACCAUCUUGCUCUUCUGCGGCGUGGACGCCUUUGUCGGAGUGAACACUCCGAAGCUCAUUGUGCCAAGUGAAUUCAAGCCCACGAGUCCACUGAGGGGCUGGUUUAUUCCUCCCUUUGGAGGGAACCCUUGGUGGGUGUACCUGGCAGCCACGCUCCCCGCUCUGCUGGUCACCAUUCUGAUAUUUAUGGACCAGCAGAUCACUGCCGUGAUUGUCAACAGGAAGGAGCACAAACUCAAGAAAGGUGCAGGGUACCACUUGGAUCUGUUCUGGGUAGCCGUCAUGAUGAUUAUCUGCUCUUUCAUGGGACUGCCGUGGUACGUGGCUGCCACUGUCAUCUCCAUCGCCCACAUCGACUCUCUGAAAAUGGAGACCCAGACGUCAGCCCCUGGGGAGAUGCCCAAAUUCCUGGGUGUCAGAGAGCAAAGAGUCACCGGUAUCGUUGUGUUCCUCCUGACGGGAAUCUCUGUCUUCAUGGCCCCUAUCCUCAAGUUCAUUCCCAUGCCGGUGCUCUACGGCGUGUUCCUCUACAUGGGGGUUGCGUCACUCAACGGUGUCCAGUUCAUGGACCGGCUGCAGCUGCUCCUGAUGCCCGCCAAGCACCAGCCGGACCUGAUCUACCUGCGGCACGUCCCCCAGAGACGCAUCCACCUCUUCACCUUCAUCCAGGGCCUGUGUUUGGCCCUCCUCUGGGUCCUCAAGUCUACCGUGGCGGCCAUAGUCUUCCCCAUCAUGAUCCUGGCGUUGGUUGCCGUCCGUAAGGCGAUGGACUACGUGUUCUCCCAGCACGACCUCAGCUACCUGGACGACGUCAUCCCGGAGAAAGACAAGAAGAAGAAAGAGGAUGAGAAGAAAAAGAAAAGCAAGAAGAAAGGGAGCAUAGACAGCGAAAUCGAAUUUUCUGACUACCCCUACAGUGAAAAUAUACCCAGUAUAAAAAUCUCUAUGGAGAUGAUGGAGCAGCAGCCCAUGUUGGGUGAUAAAUCUAUGCAUAGAGAUCCAUCCCAGACUCUCCUUAACCCGCAUUCGUCGUGCUGAGCACUACUUUGAGUCUCCCACAGUGGCCGAGUGAUCUUGAAAGAGGUUCAUACACAAAAGGUUCGCCUCAGAUUCGAAUAGGCAGGGACUCUGAAGAAAACACUUUCUUCUGGAGGAAGAGCUCCGAAACAGAUCUGUGAAUGAAAUAACCAAAGAAGCAGCAGAACCAGCACAAGAUGGCAAACAUCCUUUUUUUUGUACUAUAGUACCACAUUGUGUUUGAAACAAUAUAUAUUAUUAUUAUUCCCUGUGUGCGGAUUUAAAUCAAAAGGGCUGGAAGUAUUUGUCUUAAAAUUGAAACACUGGCGGUACUGAGUUUCAAUGAGGGCUGACACAGGCUACGGUUGCAUUCUUCAUCCUCUUGAGUUCCAGCAGAAAACAAAAUGGCUACUCGAGGUCAUGCAGUUUUUAUGGGACAUUAAUAUCUUAUGAAUGUGUAUGCCAAUAACAUUUUAUUUUUAUCAAUUUAUUCCAAAUAACACCAAACAAAACUAGCCUCUCUUCUUAUAGUACUGUUUUUAUAAAGUAGUGUAGCUAUUUUAAAUGUUCCUUGUGAAGUUGAAAUCAUAACUCCUGGACUCUAAAGAGUAAAACGGUGUCGAGGUACCUACAUGUGGAGGUGAGCGAAGGGGAUACACAUCCUCUGUUACUUGUAGCAAACAAAAAGGGCUACAGAAGGUCAUCUGUGCACAUGCAUGAGCGGACAUUAAUUUUGUAUUUAUGGGCAUAUCAAUUAUUUAUCAAGCGUCCAGCUGAGGAUGCAUAUUCAUAAAACACAUCCAAUGGUUUCAGUGGUGGAGGAAGUGAAUGGGUGAACACCAUACAGAGUGGAAUCCCCCCCCCCCUUUCUAUAUUUAUUAUAUUUAAACUCUCGGCAGAUGAAUUUGUUGUUUGAACCUAAAGUAUGGCUUUACCGUAUAAAUUACCCAUUUGUGCAAAUUUGAAGAUAUUCUUUCUGUGGUCUGUAUCCACUCGGCUGACUUCUCCCUGCUUUAGGGAGGUGUAGAUGUACGUAGCUCUACCUCUUAUGUUUCUGUAGGUGCCAGGCAUUAUAUAUUAAACAUCUGUUGUGCAAUUAUUUGUGAUCAAACACUGAUUUAAAUUUUUUUUUUUUUUGCACUGCAUAGGAUCUCUGAAUCUUUCCUUUGAGUUCCUUUUUGCUCGGUGACACUUAAGAUAUUGUAUUUUUGUUUGUCAGUAUGAAAUGGUUAUGUUGAUUGUAUGAUUUUUUUAUUUUCUUUUUUUUUUUUGCCGUGUUUUAAAGGGUAAUUCCACCAGAAUUAUAUUUUUCAUCCCAAAAACAAAAAAUGAUGAUUUUUUUUUUUUAUGCUCUACAUACUGAAGUUGGGGUAAAAACUGCCUGUAAUGUUCUCACACACCGGACUGUGAACUCGACCCUAAAAAGCCUAUUGAGAUAAGAUUUCCUCUUAAAAUGUGAUCAUAUUUAAAUACAUUUUUGUUUUUAAUUUAUGUGUAGUGUGUGUGUUUUUAUUUUAUGCAAAUCAAUAAUCACUGUGAGGCAAUGCAUUGUUGUGACUUCCAGUCCUGGAAGAGCUUCUGCUUAAAGGGUAAAAGUAAAAAUGGCUUCACUUUAAAAUCCACAUUUUUUGCCGAGUCAUGUAUCGCAAUCUAAAUUCCAUUUAGUGACAAUGUGAUGUCUUAAAUUUCCUUAUGCAUAUUGCUUGAUCGUGCUUCUGUUGCUUAUUGAAGUACACACUAUAACUUGAACUGAUUUAGGAUAUUAUUGCAUAAUGUGAAUGUGUAAUAAAUCUCAAUCGCUUGAAAUACUGAAGAAAUGGAACGCGCACAAUCGGCGCUGCUUCUGAUCUGAUUUGUAGAGCAAAUAAGAGCUUUUAACUAUCGCGUUCACAAUCGCAUCAAUGAUCAAGAUGUGAAGCACUAGACUGUUACAGUUGCUUUAAACCAAAAAUCCCAAACCACACGGUCUUCCACUCUGUUGUAUGAUCUGUAUAUCUUGACUUUUUGACUUCCUGUUUCUGAUUCCACAAUUAACAUAAUAUUUUUGAACCAAUUUUAUACAAACCAUCGUAUGUGCUCAAUAACAAUCGGUGACUCUGAAAGAAGAAGCAGCUGUCUGUCUUUUUAUUGAGUAGUGUUUUGAAUGAGCACAAUAAACGUUCAAAUGAUUCUUAAA